This is a messenger RNA of Pungitius pungitius (ninespine stickleback), 2053 nucleotides long. It is a transcript of the gene rnf185, whose product is annotated as ring finger protein 185. Gene Ontology annotation, molecular function: metal ion binding; ubiquitin protein ligase activity; ubiquitin-like protein conjugating enzyme binding. The transcript is spliced from 6 exons. The record is from RefSeq and is a predicted model, not a curated record. Lineage: Eukaryota; Metazoa; Chordata; Actinopteri; Perciformes; Gasterosteidae. Gene Ontology annotation, biological process: ubiquitin-dependent protein catabolic process. The coding region runs from base 429 to 1010 and encodes 193 amino acids. Gene Ontology annotation, cellular component: endoplasmic reticulum.
AUCUACUACCGGUUAACGUCAACGCCGCCCUACGGAUGUGUGAUGCAACCGAAUGGAAAGGAUAUCUCGCAACAAGUUUUGACUUUAAGUCGGGGAAUCACGUUCGGAACGACGCUUUGUGUUAACAAUUUUGUAUAUGCCGCUUGUCCCUUUGUAUUCGGUUUCUCUGCCUGACAAUAAAACUGUCGGUGUGGCUCAGGCUCCCUCGCUUGCUAACGUUAGCCGCUCCGUAACUACAGAAAGGGAACUCGCGUCAGCUAACGUUAGCAACCGGUUGAUUUGAUUCAUUUUCACUCACUUCUCCUCUUUGUUAGCUACAGGCCCCCCGUCCACUGGGCUUCCCUAUGUACUUAUUUUGAAACGCUGGGUGUCCCCCCCGCUCCUCCUCCUUCACUUCUUGUUGAGUGAAUCUUUUUUUUUAUUUUUAAAUGGCCACGGCUGCCCCCCCUCCGGCAGCGGGCUCCACUGCGACCGCUGAAAACGCGAGCCCCGGAUCCAGCAGCUCGACCCCGGCCGACAGCGGCAACCAGGACAGCACCUUCGAGUGUAACAUCUGUCUGGACACCGCUAAGGACGCAGUGAUCAGCCUGUGUGGACACCUCUUCUGCUGGCCUUGCUUGCACCAGUGGUUGGAGACCAGACCCAACAGACAAGUGUGUCCAGUGUGUAAAGCGGGCAUCAGCCGAGACAAAGUCAUCCCCUUAUAUGGACGAGGAAGCACAGGUCAACAAGACCCCAGAGAAAGGACCCCUCCUCGGCCGCAGGGGCAGAGGCCUGAGCCUGAAAACCGUGGUGGUUUUCAGGGGUUUGGCUUUGGAGACGGGGGAUUCCAAAUGUCAUUUGGAAUCGGUGCCUUUCCUUUCGGUAUUUUUGCCACGGCUUUUAACAUCAACGACGGUAGACCACCUCCAGCAGCUCCUGGGACUCCACAGCACACGGAUGAACAGUUUCUGUCUCGACUCUUCCUUUUUGUCGCCUUGGUGAUUAUGUUUUGGCUCCUGAUUGCGUAAAUGCACGAAAAAACGACUUACCGGGACACAAUAUUAAUUUGAGGUGCAACAUUGUGGCACAUUAUCACAGUUUGCACCAAUGGGAUUCUGCUCCCUUUCUCGUAACUUGGAUUAGAUUCUUAUUCUCGACACAAAGCUAUGAGAGAGUUUAAUGAAGCCAGUUCUUCCAAAAUAAAGACGAAGAAUGAAGACUGACAAACUUGGGUGCCUGAAGUUUUAGUUAUUUUACCCAGGUGCUUUCAAAAGCAGCAGACUAACAUUAAUUAUAUUUCCGUCACCUUAAGUCCAGCGGCUAGUGGCGUCACGCUGCUCAUGACAACACGUCGGCCUCUCUGAUUAUAUAAUCUGACAUGUACAGGGUGUUCAGGUCAAAGGUCAUGCUAAGUAGGAGUAUUUCUUUAGGUACUAUCAAAGUAUUUAAAGAUAUACACGCUCAACUAAAAGAGACCACCGGUGCUCUUUGAUCAUCAACUUCCUGUUUCCAAACCCAUACGUUGUAUUAUGGGCUUUUGCUUUUAGACUGUAUUUAUUUUUUUAAAUUUGAUUCAAAGAAUCCUACUGAGUCACACAGAAUAUUGGUCUUUGCAUCCUGUAUUUUAUUAUCUUUUAAUCACCCAAUCCUAGAAAUGUACACAUGAUCAUCCAAAAUUACAUUGUUUGAUUUGUGGAAUCAAACAUUGUCUUUUUGUUUGAGUUGAUGUUAAAAAUUCAUUUUAUGCAUGUAAGCAGCUGACCGAUUAAGUCCUGAAACAGUGUUCAUUUCACUAUUUCUAUUUCUAUUUUUUCUCUAACUGUAAUUAAAUGUAAAAAUACACUAGAUUAUUACUGAAUAAUAUAAGAUUGGAAGAUUGUUUCAACAUGAAGACUUUUCUAAAUGGGAAUCCACUUUAUUCAUAAUAAAGCUAUGUAAUUAAAGAUAUUAAUCAGUCUGUUGUCCUUUUAAUAAUCUGGUAUGUUAGGCUGAUUGUACUCAUAAGCAGUACUCAUCUAAAAUGUAAAUCUGGACACAACAAACCAAAAUAAACUCUGAAACUUGCUCAAUA